Puccinia triticina is the source of this 1458-nucleotide messenger RNA. RefSeq lists its product as uncharacterized. The record is from RefSeq and is a predicted model, not a curated record. NCBI's taxonomy places the organism in Eukaryota, Fungi, Basidiomycota, Pucciniomycetes, Pucciniales, Pucciniaceae. Gene Ontology annotation, molecular function: magnesium ion transmembrane transporter activity. Bases 1 to 1458 code for a protein of 485 amino acids. Gene Ontology annotation, cellular component: membrane. The transcript has 9 exons. Gene Ontology annotation, biological process: magnesium ion transport.
AUGACGAUCCAGGCCGAGCCGUCGACCAGCACAUUUAUAGGUGUUGGGAUUUCCGUCGCAGGCAACCUGUUGAUUUCGCUGGCCCUGAACCUCCAGAAACUGGCGCACCAAAGACUCGAAAACCGAAGAGCAGCCGACUCGCCGCCAUCGAAAAGGCCAUGCGACAGUCGGCCAUCCGAAUCAACCCAUCUGCUCGAACAGUCCCAGGAUCUCGACAACUCAACACCUGAUCUCGAAUCCUCCUCAACCGUCCACCCCUCCGAUCGAUCUCUAUCGCCCUCAUCUUCGCGCUCUCAGCCUUAUCAACCUAAUGACCUCGCUUACUUAUCUUCUCCGCUAUGGUGGCUUGGUUUCAUUCUCAUGUCCACUGGCGAAUUGGGCAAUUUUGUGUCUUAUGGCUUUGCGCCUGCUAGCGUAGUCGCCCCGUUAGGUACGGUGGCCUUGGUCGGCAAUUGUGUUGCUGCUCCAAUUCUGCUGGGUGAACAGUUCAAAAAGCGCGACUGGCUGGGGAUCGGAUUGGUAAUAAUAGGGACCAUCACCAUCGUUCUCAGUAGUCCUAGGAACUCAGAAGCCCUAUCACCCGACCAACUGACCGUUGCAUUCCGUGGAUUGGGAUUUAUUAUCUACGCCAGUCUCUGUCUACUCGCCAUCCUGCUUCUCAUCUGCCUCUCUAGCACUAAAUGGGCCAACCGCUUCAUCGGGAUCGACGUCGGACUUUGUGCAAUCUCUGGCGGAUUCACUGUCUUAUCGACGAAAGCCUUCAGUUCAUUGCUAAAUGCGCUGUUUCUUGAUUGCUUCAAAUAUCACAUCACCUGGAUCAUGUUAGUGGUGAUGCUGGUGACCGCGAUCUUACAAAUUAUAUUUCUGAAUCGUGCCUUGCAAAGAUUCGAUUCAAAGCACGUAGUACCCGUCCAGUUUGUCAUAUUUACAAUUAUGGCUGUGGUUGGAUCGACUAUACUCUAUGGCGACUUCAGAAAUUUGGGCUCGGCCCAAGUGGGAAACUUCAUCUUUGCUUGUGGUUUUAUCUUCACUGGAGUGUACUGCUUAACUAGAGAGCCACCUGCCUCGGAGAAAGAUGAGACGGCACCUCAGGAGCAAGCAAAGCUCCGCUCGACGGGUCGCCAUACCACACUGACGCCGGUUCCAGAAGAGGAGUCAACUGAAUCGACCAGUGUCGCCGACUUAGUGAUCCAACCAAUAGAUCAAAAUCAGUCUUUCGCGAUGGGCAUUCAAGGAACCGCGAACCAUUUUAAUCAUCUGCCCAACUCCCACAAGAUAUCUAGUCCUUCUUCCUGGAAUUCCGUCCAGUUUUCGUUCAGCUCACCCUCUCGGCCAGCCAUUCGACGCCAACGUUCGCAGCCAAUCUUAUUUCCUAGGGCUUUCGGAACGCCUGGAUAUUAUCUCAUCGCCAGCUCUAUCUCUAGAUCCCACGGAACCUCGCAUGGUUUCGCCGGAUGA